Molecule: messenger RNA, 5902 nt
Organism: Crotalus tigris (Tiger rattlesnake)
Lineage: Eukaryota; Metazoa; Chordata; Lepidosauria; Squamata; Viperidae
Gene: ENDOV
Product: endonuclease V
Exons: 10
Coding region: 1501-2283 (260 amino acids)
Biological process (GO): DNA repair
Cellular component (GO): cytoplasm; nucleolus
Molecular function (GO): single-stranded RNA binding; RNA endonuclease activity producing 5'-phosphomonoesters, hydrolytic mechanism
Source: RefSeq, a predicted model, not a curated record
CAGAUUUCUUCGAAGCAGGGAACUUUACCUCACAUCUCGUCAUUGCUAUGUGAAUGUAAUCCAUGAACCAUAGAUUUAAAUUGUUCAGAGAUUCUUUGUGUGAGAGGAACCUUCUAUAAGAAUUGGGAUAUUAACCACACAUUCUAAUCAUUGGUGCGAAAGAAAAGUCACCCAACCUGCCACCUGUAAGGAAAAUUGGGAAGACAUUGGUCUUCAUGCGUUCUAAUGGUAAUUUCUCCUUUCAUUUUAGUUAAUGAGAGGGGAAUCUUUUCUCGGUUCGAUGGUAAUUUUUCCUGGUUUAUAGUAUGUCCAAUAAAGUCGGUUCUUUUUCCCCCUUUAUGAAAUUCCCUUAAUUGGAUUUUUUUUUACUUAACUUUCCUGGAGUUGUACUCUGCAAGAUUACACAUUCGGAGCCGCACAGCAACGAGAUUUUCCAUUUCUAAUUAGGAAACAGGAAAGUUGUUUCUUCAUCAAACUAAUUACCCAUAGCUAUCGCUAGAGAAUGGGUGUAAUUUCUGGAUUUAUUCACAAGCGUGUUGAACACCAGUGGCUUCGCACCAGAACUGCCACGUCUGGACUAAAUCUCGAAUGGUAGACAUUAUCUAAAACCAUCUCCCUGUUGCCAUCUAGUCGUGCGCUAAGCGCGUAUACGGCUGCGGACGCUCUCGGUCGAAAAAGCUGAGAGUUGUAGCUGCCGCUAUGGACGCUCCGUCGGAACAGAUCCAACCCGCCUUGGAUUCCAAGCCAGCACGGUCGCUCAUGCCUCCGCCCUUCGGUGCAAACAGGAAGCCCAAGGAAGGGACGGAGCACCGGGCGUCGUAACCGUGCAGGAAGAGCCCCCGAAGUCCCAGGAAGUAGGAAACCCAGGGCGCGGACGCAAUGACGGACGGGACGGGAACAAGGGAGGAAGAAGGAGAGACUUUGCGGCGCUGGGAGCGGUAAAACGCCAGCCGGGGGAACCAGGGAUGAAGAAGGGCUCGGGAGAUCUUCCUGCUACCGGGGAAGUUGGGAUUUGUAUUUCUUUGAGCUACUGAGUCUGGCUCCGCCUCCUGGGUCCCUAGUGGCUGCAGAGGGAUAGAGGGCGUUUCCCUGCAAGCCGGGUUGGGAAUAGGGAGGGAAGCCGUUAGGGGCAAUUGGCCGGACUCCCCCCCUGCCCUGAGCUGAAGAGGACUCGCUUCUACACAAGAACGCGAGCAGCCCUGAGCAUGCAGAGAGGAGGCGGUGUGGUGCCUUCUUCCCGGAAUUCAGGGCUCCGGAUCUAGACAUUAUCAGCUGAUUUCCCCCGGGUUCUCUAGUUAGGACCAAGCUGUGAUCUUGAUUCGAAGGGGUUUUCGAAGGGAAGCCUGGCUGGCACAGGAGCGCAUCUUUUCCUGUGUUUCUCCCUUUAGAGUCCAGAUCACCACACAGCCCUGCCUACAGUGACAUUUAAUCCACCAUCUGAAAAAAAGCCCAUGAAAUCCAUCAACGUUCUCCAGGGCACAGAACAAUCAACAGAUCCAGAUGAAAGAAGAUGUGAUUGAACAGGACACAGAAGAAUGGCAGAGCAAUUCCUCCUUUAUUGGACUGGAAAGAGUUGGAGGAAUGGAUUUGUCUUAUCUCAAAGAAGAUGCCACACGUGCCUGUGCUUCACUAGUGGUGCUCAGCUACCCAGAACUUGAGGUCCUCUACGAAGACUGCUACGUGGUGGCUGUGAAUGCUCCCUAUGUGGCAGGAUUCCUGGCUUUCCGAGAAGUCCCUUUUUUACUGGAGGCUGUACAGCGGCUAGAGACACAGAAGCCUGGCCUCAGGCCCCAGGUGCUUCUUGUAGAUGGAAACGGCAUUCUGCACCACAGAGGUUUUGGCAUUGCUUGCCAUCUUGGUGUUCUCACAGGUCUUCCCUGUAUUGGUGUAGCCAAAAAUCUCUUGCAGGUUGAAGGUUUGGCCAAUGAUGAAAUUCACAAGAAACAAAUCCAAGAUCUUCAGGCAGGAGGAGAUGCAUUCCCACUCACAAGUACCUCUGGGAAAAUCUUGGGUAUGGCGUUGCGUAGCUGUGCCAAGAGUUCCAAACCUGUGUACAUCUCAGUAGGCCAUAAGAUAAAUCUACUGUCAGCUGUGCGCCUGGUCCAUUCUUGUUGCAAGUAUCGGAUUCCUGAGCCCAUCCGGCAGGCAGAUAUAAGAUCCAGAGAAUAUGUCCGGAAACAUAUGGAGGUCAACAUUGCUGUGUCCCCUCCUCAGCCAGAGAGAGGCCAAGAUCUGGAAAGUGUCAGAAUGGGAGAAGCUCACAAAGAUGAAGGAAAGCACUAAGAGCUAAUCACAAAGAUGAGCUUUUAUCUCUAAGGCUAUCAUCCUGGGGACGAGAAUAUAUCCUGUUCAACAAAGCACUGCCCAGAGGUCAAAGACAACAAAGGCAGCUCUUUCAAGAGUACUUUCAUUCAGGGAUUUGCCAGCUGCGUUUUGGAGCAAGAAACACCGUCUUAACAGAGUGGGCCUGGGCUUUAAGUGAACACAAAAGGCAAACAAAAUGACCCGGAUAAGUAGUAAUCUAAGGCAAUGAUGGUGGUGGGCAGGUUGCGCUGUAUAGCCGACAGAUUUACUUUCCUGCAGUGCAGAGAACCUUGGGCUAAUUCCUCAGGGAGGAUUUCUUUUUUCUGCCAUCGCUCCAUUCUUUAUCCUGAAAUCUCCUUUUAGUACACUGAAAAUCCUGAAACUUAGGAUAGCUUCCCCAGUUUUGGUCCUUUCCAGAUGUGCUGCCUGGGAAUUCUGGUGGUUGAGGGCCAACAUAUCUGGAAGGAAAUAAGUCAUUAUGUACCAGUUUAAUGGUCAUAGGCUCGGACUGAUCCCUGUAAGCAAAAAAUACAUCUCCUAACACUGCAUUACAUUUUGACAGAAGACCCUGAACGCUGACUAUCGUAUGGUAUUUUGUUUUUAAUGAUUGUGAAAUGUUGUUUUCUAUUUAUUUCAUUCAUCCUGUUUGUACACUGCACACUCCUUGUGGCAGUGUAUGUGCAUCUAUGAUGAUGGGGGGUAUAUACUGGUUUUAAUAGGUUGAAUAGCGUGAAUUAUUCACAACAAUUUGGUCAAUUUUCCUGCCAUGAAAUAGAUGCUGGUUAAACCUGUUAUUUAGCUAGAAAAGAGGUGGGGUUAUCUUUGAAAUCUCAGGUCCCUUAAAUACUCUUUAUAUUCCUUUUUCCCCAUUUUAGCCAAAGGAAUGUCUGAAAAGGGUCUACAACGAUUUGCCAUGGCCAAAUCACCACACCCAACUCACCAAAAUCAACUCACCAUGGCCAGAUCACCACACCCAACUCACCAAAAUCACCUCACCACGGCCAAAUCACCACACCCAACUUACCAAAAUCACCUCACCACGGCCAAAUCACCACACCCAACUCACCAAAAUUAACUCACCACGGCCAAAUCACCACACCCAACUCACCAAAAUCAACUCACCACGGCCAAAUCACCACACCCAACUCACUAAAAUCAACUCACCAUGGCCAAAUCACCACACCCAACUCACCGAAAUCAACUCACCAUGGCCAAAUCACCACACCCAACUCCCUCUGAGAGAAUUCGCUGCAGGACAAGAGACACUAAUAUCAAAGAAACGGUGGAAUAGAAUCAUUAAAGAAAUGGUUAAAAUGUCCCGCAGUGAAGUUGUCCCGUGGCAACUUGGCCGUAGUGAGUUCUGCAGCGAGCUGACCGUGGUGAGUUGGCCACAAUGAAUUGGCUGCAGUGAGCUGUCCCAUUCCAUACUGAAGAGGCACAGAACAUUGUCCUGAUGCCUCACUGGCUAUCCUUGUGUUAUUGCUCUCUGCCUGGAAUGGUGCCGAGAUUUUGGAAAGACUACUGAUGCCGUGGUAGAGCUAGGCAGCUGCUAGUUCUCAGGCCUGUGUCAUCUGCCCACUUCUUGUCUCUCUUCCCCAAGAGCAGGUACUCAUCAGUGCCAGAAAUGAGUAGCUUGUUUCUAGGUUACGCACUCUUAGAGUUCUAAUUUCAGAGAAGUUGUUUCAGGGCUUCUAUUCUCUAGUACCAUCUCACUGUGUUGCAUCAACUGUGCAACAGCUUCGAAAUAGAGAAGAGAGUGUCUAGAUUAGCACAACUUUGCUCAGGCUAGUGAUAAGGCCAAUGAAGAAAUCAAAUCUGUUUACUAAGGAGGAAGUCCUGAGUUCAGUGGCACUUAUUAGAAAGUCAGCAGGCUGCAGGUUGCAGCUUCUGUUCCCCACGGUAUUCUAGCAUUCACCUAGAAGUGCAGAAACACUUUCUGUCGAUAAACAAUCUCCGAAAACUGCUUUCCUGGAGAUACUGGAAACAUUGCUCAAUUAAUUAAUUAGCUACCAGAGAGUCUGUUAAUGAGCUUUUCAAAUCUCCCUGCAUUUGUUGGCAGCUCUAAAGGUUUUUAUCCUCCUGCCCCUCUCCAGGAUAAAUGAAAACAGUCUCUGAACAUUAAUGGAGCAUCAUGAAUGUGGUUCAAUACAUUUUUUCAAGUUAUAAUUCAAUGUACAUUUUAAUCCUUUACUCCACAUAUUUUCCCAUUGAUCAAGCAUUCUAUUCAAGUUUUCUCCCAUGCAGUCUUAAACAUACAGGUAGUCCUUGACUUACAACCAAAAUUGAGUCCAGAAUUGCAGUAUUAGUCAUUGCAGUCUUUAAGUGAGCCACCAUGUAACUGCACCAAAUUUUAUAACCUUUUUAGGUAGUUUUUAAGUGAAUCCAAUGGGUGGUUUUUUUGUGUUUUUUUUUUUGCUAGAAACCAGAACAAAAUGCCAGAAACCAGCCAAAAAAACACUUCGGGAAAGGCCUCUGAUGCCGAAAUGGAGGCCAGGGGCGCCACACACAUCAAUCCAGAGCUCAUUUCUCGGCUGCAGAGGCCUAAAGGUAAGGCCUCACUUACCUUUCCUGAAGGCCUCUGAUGGUGAAAUUGAAGUUGGGGGUGAUGCGGAUAAGUGGCGGCGAGCAGCUGCAGAAGAAGUGGGCUAGCAAGGAGAGACAGGUGUUGGGGCAUGGGAGGCCUGGCUGCAACUAUCCUAAGGUAAAGUAAGUGCGGGGCGCAUGUGGCAGCUCCACCCCCCACCCACAUUCUAGCUUGAUUUUUACCCAAGUGCCUCAUCCUACCUUGUACAAUCAGGAGCAAUGGAGUGGGUGGAGUCUUAAAUAGGGCUUAUUUUUGGAGUAGUGCUUAUAUUGGGUGCUCGUGUAAAAAUCAAGCUAGCGCUUAUUUUUGUAAAAACACGGUAUCAGUUUCUUUAGCAUUUUGCAACAAUUUAUAUUUAAUUCUUGGUUUUUCCUUUACCGUACAAACUUAGAAAUAACUUUUUACCCUCAUUUAAAUGGUCUAUCUGUCAUCAGUAUUGGUGCUGUCUGAACAAAAAUAACAUCUAGGUAAAACAUUCGUGUUAUUUCAUUCAAAUUCUAUCCAAUAAUGACGCUUAUAGUUUGUCCCACUUCGAUAAAUCUUUUCUAAUAUUAUUCCAUAUCUUAACAUAAUUAUUCUGAAACAGCAUAUAAUUUAUAUUAACAUAACAACCAGUAAUUUAAAUUUCUUUUCAAUUUUCAAACCAGUCUUGUUCAUUGGAGUAUUUUGGUAUUGUGUAAUUAUAUUCUUAAAUAAACAUCUGUUUUUUUCAGAUACUUAUUAGACUUUGCCAGAGGCAUGUCGUUUUAUACAAGGUUGAAUAAAAAUUAUGGACAUGACUUUCUCUCUCCCCCCCUCCCCUGCUUUUUAGCUUACACAUCAUUCAUUUCCCUGGUUUAUUUGCAUAUUCAAAGUUUUUCUGUUUAAUACAAUUUAAUCUCCAUUUUUCUCACAGCAAAGCUACAGUAAUUACUGUAUGGAAUAAAAUAAUUUGUCAUUACCACUUUGCUAGCAUCCCAGUCUUUAAGUCAGUUCCUUUAUCUAAAUUGUUAUUAAAGAAUUCAUUUAACCUCA